Molecule: messenger RNA, 417 nt
Organism: Colletotrichum orchidophilum
Lineage: Eukaryota; Fungi; Ascomycota; Sordariomycetes; Glomerellales; Glomerellaceae
Exons: 1
Coding region: 1-417 (138 amino acids)
Source: RefSeq, a predicted model, not a curated record
AUGCUUGGGUUUUUCUGUGCGAUGCCUUCAGUAUUUGGCCUCGUCAACUCGGCUGCCGUCUUCGAAUUCUACAUCUCUGAAAACCAACCUGCCGAUACUCAAUGUGCCAGAUUGGAUGGAUUUUCCGCUUGUAUCUCUUCAUCUUAUUCUUCGUUGGCAUACAAGUUGGUUCUCUUUUCGAUCAAUAUGGCCCCCGUGGGCUUGUUGUCUCGCUGGCGGUCUCUGUAUAUCUGCAAGCCUUCUUCUGUUGAUCUUGUGCAAAGGUUCGUUUCUCCUAUAUCACAAGAGCACAAUGCGGCUGACUUCCAUACGUCAAGUAGAAUAUCAUCAGACUCUUCUGGUGUACUCAAUCGUCGGCGGCUUGGGUGGUGCUCAGCUCAACUCACCAUCCUACGGCGCCAUUGCUCACUUCUUUGA